Cokeromyces recurvatus is the source of this 351-nucleotide messenger RNA. RefSeq names its product Phox homologous domain-containing protein. The coding region runs from base 1 to 351 and encodes 116 amino acids. The transcript has 2 exons. Gene Ontology annotation, cellular component: retromer complex; early endosome membrane. Gene Ontology annotation, molecular function: phosphatidylinositol-3-phosphate binding. Gene Ontology annotation, biological process: late endosome to Golgi transport; endocytic recycling. The record is from RefSeq and is a predicted model, not a curated record. NCBI's taxonomy places the organism in Eukaryota, Fungi, Mucoromycota, Mucoromycetes, Mucorales, Mucoraceae.
AUGAAGGUAUCUACACUCAAUACAAAUACAAAUAAUACUAUCGAAGAAAGAAAAGGUAUUCCUGAUUCUUUUAUCGAAAUUGAAGUUAAAGCUCCUCAAACACAUGGUAAAGGAUUUAAUAUGUACACAGAUUAUGAAAUUGUUUGCAAAACCAAUUUGCCCAUGUUUCACUUUAAAGAGUCCACAGUAAGAAGAAGAUAUAGUAAGUUUGAAUCAUUAAAGUUCAAAUUGGAAGAAAAUGAUUAUGAAAUCAAGGUACCCAAUUUACCUGGUAAAGUCCUUACAAAUCGAUUCUCCGAUAAAAUCAUUGAAGAACGAAGACAGAAGCUAGAAAAGUUCCUACAAAUGUAA